This is a messenger RNA of Asterias rubens (European starfish), 921 nucleotides long. RefSeq names its product small integral membrane protein 20-like. NCBI's taxonomy places the organism in Eukaryota, Metazoa, Echinodermata, Asteroidea, Forcipulatida, Asteriidae. The transcript has 4 exons. Bases 234 to 488 code for a protein of 84 amino acids. Gene Ontology annotation, biological process: mitochondrial respiratory chain complex IV assembly. Gene Ontology annotation, cellular component: mitochondrial inner membrane. The record is from RefSeq and is a predicted model, not a curated record.
CAUAGAAUUGAUCUUCAUGUUUCGCUUCAAAUCAAGUUUCCAUCUGCAUGUAGUUGUUGCAUAACAUUUACUUCCGUACAUAAAAACUUAUCCCGCCGCUGAUCUUGCACUAGAUCGUCACUGUGAUCGCAUCGAUCGUACAAUAUACUGACUUAAGGUGGUAAGAUUGCUUGGCGUGAAGAGAAUAAAGUUCUUCAGUUUGUGCAAGUGGUAACCAUCAUUCCCGUUUAAAGAUGGCACAUCUGUCGAAGAUCUGGACAAAGAAUACUGCAAUCAUCGCUGGUCUCGUUGGCUUCAUUGGACUAGCUCUAUAUCCAGUUGUUGUUUCUCCAGCUAUCAAUCCAAGGAAGUGGCAGGCAGUGCAGAAGGAAACAAGAAAAGGUGUUGAUCAACAAAGCAUACAGCCUGGAGGUAUGAGAGUUUGGAGUGACCCUUUUGGACCUCGAUCAGACCAGAGUAGGGGAACAAGUAAGGAGCACACAAAGUGAUCAUCUGAAACUAUUUGUGACUGCAAUCUUUGAACAAUGAUUUGUGUGGCCCAGCUACAUAUAAUUGUGGAUGCACAUUCAGUAUGCACAUCUAACUCACUCAAUCUGUCGACCCAAGUCAGCAAGUGGCUACUUGAGACGAGCGAGAUGAUACACAUGCCAUGCGUCAAAACCCCUCAUGCAGCCAGCUAGUUCAUCCGUAGUCUCUAUCCCUGCAUCUUCCUUCAUCGUCUUGACCAUGUUCUUGAUCGGCCUCCCUCUGAUUGGUUGUCCAUGUUUUGGCUUCCACAAGAUCACCCUACAUGCUGGUAGCUCUGGAUUCCUGGUGCAGUGCCCAGCAAGGCUUAGACAUCUUGACUUUGGCCCAAUUUCAUAGCGCUGCUAAGCACAAAAAUUUGCUUAGCAUGAAAUUUCUCCCUUGAUAAAAACAGGA